AUGACGGACACAGGAGAAGCUUCCCCGUCGACCUAUGUGUCGCCAUUCCACAAGACCAUAAGCUCCCUACCCAAGCCAACGUCGGACUUGCUCCGCUCCUACGCACACAUCCCGACCGAAGAGCAAGCCGAGCACGUCACCAAGAUACGCGACGAGGCAUAUGCUCGAUUCCCAUACCCAUGCAUUGGCAAUUUCCGCUUCCUCGAUCUCGACUUGGCAUCUCAUCACGCCUACCAAGAACACGUACUGUCACCCCUGAGCCGUCCAGCAGUGGACCAUGAUCCAGAGCCCCUCUUCCUCGAUCUAGGCACAUGCUUCGGCCAGGACAUCCGAAAGCUCAUCCACGACGGAGCACUAGUCCAGAGGGUGUGGGGCAGUGACAUUGAACCAGCCCUGAUCGACCUUGGCUUUGACAUGUUCAGAGACGCCGACAGGUUUUCACGGGACCGGUUCCUCUGUCCGGGCGAUUUGUUGACGAAUUCGCUCGAAGACCGACUCAGGGUCUUCAAUGACAGGGUCACCAUCUUGCACAUGACGGCCGUCUUUCAUCUCUUCAACUUGGAGGACCAGAGGGUCGUGGCGGAUCGCUGUCUAAGGCUACUGAGAAAGGACACCUCGUCACCGAUGCUCGUUCUGGGAGGGCAGGCAGGAAGUGCCAAGGCAGGCCACUACCUCCGGCAGAACUUGACUUCGGAAUGCAGCCACAAGUAUCGCCACAAUGAGCAGAGUUGGGAGCAACUGUGGAAGGAAGUCUGCGGGAGAGAUGAGUGGAGAGGCAAGAUCAAGACUAUGGAGGUGAAGUCGAAACUACUGACUCGGGUCCGGGGUGACAGCGAUAAUCCUAGCACGUCAGUAAGUUACAAGGAGCCGGGGGCCGAUAGUGGUGAGAUGCUGUGGCACAUGUUUGAGGUAUGGGUGACGUUCACGUAG
Messenger RNA from Anthostomella pinea, 930 nucleotides. Lineage: Eukaryota; Fungi; Ascomycota; Sordariomycetes; Xylariales; Xylariaceae. The record is from the annotation of a GenBank genome assembly.